AUGCCAGUUGCUCUGAUCACAGGUGCCAAUGGUGGCCUCGGGAGAGCUAUAGCCGAGAGCCUCGCUACUGAGCAUGGUUAUCAUGUUGUCAUCGGCUCUCGAAAUGCUGCCGAGGGCGAGGCUGUCGCUGUUCUCCUGCAGCAGCGUGGGUUUUCUGCGUCCAAUAUACAAAUCGACCUCUUGUCGGACGAGUCCAUUCGCGAAGCAGUCAAAAGUGUCGAAGCAGCCCACGGCGAGCUGCAUGUUCUUGUCAAUAACGCCGGCGUCCAUCUUGAAAUCACUGAGACGGACCUAUCCACCCGCCAACUUCUGAACCAAACUUUCCAAGUCAACACCUUUGGAACCACGGUUCUUACAGAAGCGUGUCUGCCUCUACUACUCCGGGCAGACACGCCUCGCAUCGUCUUUGUAUCGUCUCGAAAUGGGUCGAUCAGCCAGAGCCUCGACAAGGAUUGGCCUAUGUAUGGUGUGCAGCAUCCGGCUUAUAAGGCUAGUAAAGCGGCACUUAAUAUGCUUGCUGUCAGAUACGUUGAGAAGUUGGAGGCUGUUGGAGGCAUGGUCAAUAUGAUGGUCGGCUUCCACCCAGAUGCUCGAUCACCAGAAGUAGCCGCGAAGAAGGUCGUGGAGAUGGCUACAUUGGGGAAAGGUGGUCCAACUGGGACUUUUAUUGAUGCUAAUGGACCGAUUCCGUGGUAA
This is a messenger RNA of Clonostachys byssicola, 696 nucleotides long. NCBI's taxonomy places the organism in Eukaryota, Fungi, Ascomycota, Sordariomycetes, Hypocreales, Bionectriaceae. The record is from the annotation of a GenBank genome assembly.